AUGUCAGGCUUUGAUAACUUAAACACGGAUUUCUACCAGACAAGUUACAGCAUCGAUGACCAGUCACAGCAGUCCUAUGAUUAUGGAGGAAGUGGAGGACCCUAUAGCAAGCAGUAUGCUGGCUAUGACUAUUCGCAACAAGGUCGCUAUGUCCCUCCAGAAAUGAUACAGCCACAACAGCCAUACACCGGGCAGAUUUUCCAGCCAACUCAGACAUUUUCUCCAACUACACCUCAGCCAUUCUAUGGAAACAGCUUUGAGGAUGAGCCACCUUUAUUGGAAGAAUUAGGUAUCAAUUUUGACCACAUCUGGCAAAAAACGUUAACAGUGUUGCAUCCAUUAAAAGUAGCAGAUGGCAGCAUCAUGAAUGAGACUGAUUUGGCAGGACCUAUGGUUUUUUGCCUUGCCUUUGGAGCCACAUUAUUACUGGCUGGCAAAAUCCAGUUUGGCUAUGUAUAUGGGAUCAGUGCAAUUGGAUGUCUAGGAAUGUUUUGUUUAUUAAACUUAAUGAGUAUGACGGGUGUUUCAUUUGGUUGUGUGGCAAGUGUCCUUGGAUAUUGUCUUCUUCCCAUGAUCCUACUUUCCAGCUUUGCAGUGAUAUUUUCUUUGCAAGGAAUGGUAGGAAUCAUUCUCACUGCUGGAAUUAUUGGAUGGUGUAGUUUUUCUGCUUCCAAAAUUUUUAUUUCUGCAUUAGCCAUGGAAGGACAGCAACUUCUAGUAGCAUAUCCCUGUGCUUUGUUAUAUGGAGUCUUUGCCCUAAUUUCUGUCUUUUGA
Molecule: messenger RNA, 774 nt
Organism: Pipistrellus nathusii (Nathusius's pipistrelle)
Lineage: Eukaryota; Metazoa; Chordata; Mammalia; Chiroptera; Vespertilionidae
Source: the annotation of a GenBank genome assembly